This is a messenger RNA of Rhododendron vialii, 2278 nucleotides long. Its product is annotated as protein NRT1/ PTR FAMILY 4.3. Gene Ontology annotation, cellular component: membrane. Gene Ontology annotation, molecular function: transmembrane transporter activity. The coding region runs from base 242 to 2065 and encodes 607 amino acids. The transcript is spliced from 5 exons. Lineage: Eukaryota; Viridiplantae; Streptophyta; Magnoliopsida; Ericales; Ericaceae. The record is from RefSeq and is a predicted model, not a curated record. Gene Ontology annotation, biological process: transmembrane transport.
CGAAUACUCUCUCUCUCUCUCUCUCUCUCUAAUCUGUUUACAAAACUCAACAGUUGGAGGGGCAGGGCCGCAGGAGUUCUGAUUAUAAAUUAGGAACAACUCAAACCAACUUGCCCUCACAUUCAGCAGAGAGAUAUAGAGAGUACUUGUACAAAACUCCUCCUCAACCCUCUCCAACAGUGCUCACAGAGAGAGAGAGAGAGAGAGAGAGAGAGAGAGAGAGAGAGAGAGAGAGAGAGAGAUGGAUGUGGAGAGUAACUACAAAGGAGGGGAGACAAUUUCUGGAGAAGAAACCACUGUGGAUUGGAGGGGAAGACCCUCCGACCCCAAAAAACAUGGUGGAAUGAAAGCUGCUGCCUUUGUUCUUGGGCUGCAAGCUUUUGAGAUAAUGGGGAUAGCAGCAGUUGGAAACAAUCUGAUAACAUAUGUGAUAAAUGAGAUGCACUUCUCUCUCUCAAAAUCAGCCAACAUUGUCACCAACUUCAUUGGCACCAUCUUCAUUCUUGCACUCCUUGGUGGCUACCUCUCUGAUUCCUUCCUUGGCUGCUUCUGGACCAUGCUCAUCUUUGGCUUUGUUGAACUUUCUGGAUUCAUAUUACUGUCUGUCCAAGCCCAUCUCCCCCAACUAAAGCCUCCACAGUGCAACAUGGCCGCCAUUAAUGGAGACCCAUGCUUGGAAGCAAAAGGGUUGAAAGCCCUAAUCUUCUUUGUGGCACUUUACUUGGUGGCCCUGGGGAGUGGCUGUGUGAAGCCCAACAUGAUCUCUCAUGGAGCUGACCAGUUCAACAGAGAUGAUCCAAAGCAAUCCAAGAAGCUCUCCUCCUACUUCAAUGCUGCUUACGUCGCCUUCUCCGUGGGCGAACUUGUUGCCCUAACUGUUCUGGUCUGGGUUCAAACUCAUUCGGGUAUGGACGUCGGGUUCGGAGUCUCUGCGGCCGCCAUGGCUAUGGGGUUGAUUAGCUUGGUCUGUGGCACUCUUGUUUAUAGGAAUAAGCCCCCUCAAGGAAGCAUCUUCACCCCUAUUGCUCAAGUUUUUGUGGCUGCAAUUCUAAAGAGAAAGCAAGUUUGUCCAUCAAAUCCACAAAUGCUUCAUAGGAGCCAAAGCAAGGUGCCAAAUAAUCACCUCAAUGUGUCUCCCAACGCUGGUGGUCUUCUUCAUACUGAAAGAUUUAGGUUUUUGGACAAGGCUUGCAUCAAAAUCCAAGAUGGUUCAACAAAUACUACAAAAGAGAGCCCUUGGAGACUCUGCACUGUGACUCAAGUGGAGCAAGUGAAGAUCCUCAUUUCCAUCAUCCCCAUUUUUGCCUGCACCAUCAUCUUCAACACAAUCUUAGCACAACUCCAAACCUUCUCAGUCCAACAAGGAAGUUCCAUGAACACCCAACUCACAAAAUCCUUCCACAUCCCCCCGGCUUCGCUGCAAUCCAUCCCUUACAUCAUGCUAAUCUUUGUCGUCCCCCUCUACGAUGCUUUCUUCGUUCCUUUCGCCAGGAAAAUCACCGGCCAUGAAUCCGGAAUCCAUCCUCUGCAGAGAAUAGGGUUCGGCCUCUUUGUCGCGACCUUUUCCAUGGUUUCGGCUGCCCUGAUGGAGAACAAGAGGAGAAACUCAUAUGUAAAUGAGAAUAAAGUGAUCUCCAUUUUCUGGAUCACCCCACAGUUUGUGAUCUUCGGACUUUCGGAGAUGUUCACAGCAGUUGGUCUCAUUGAGUUCUUCUACAAACAGUCCUUGAAGGGAAUGCAAACAUUUCUAACAGCACUGACCUAUUGCUCAUACUCAUUUGGAUUCUAUUUGAGCUCUUUGCUCGUUUCUUUGGUCAAUAAGAUCACUUCUUCUUCUUCAACUAAUGGUGGUUGGCUGAGUGAGAAUGAUCUCAACAAAGACAGGCUUGAUCUCUUCUAUUGGUUGCUUGCAGCUCUAAGCUUCCUCAACUUCUUCAACUAUUUAUUUUGGGCUAAGUGGUAUUCCAAGAAUUCCAAUUAUCAGAUCAGCUUUGGUGAAGAGGAAUUCAAUAAUUACAGUUUCAACUCUACAAAGCACAAUGGAGAUGAUCAUAGUGGUCCUUGAAUGGAUCUAAAUUGCAUUGUAUAUCACUCAAGCUAAAUGAAUGUUUUUCUUGUUUUAGUCUUUCCAAUUGCAAAUAGAAAUGUAGAGAGGUUUGCCAAGGGGCUCCUUCUAGGCUAAGCUAAAAGGCACCUUGUAAGUUGGGAAUGCAUGUAUAUGUAUCUUAUAAUGAAUAAGGAUGAUGAUAUACAAACAAUAAAAUUACAAUGGAACAAA